GGCUCUGGUUCUGCUCCAAGUAGUGACAUCGUGGCGUUUUGCGCAUGACAAUCGGCUGCAACGGUCCAGUGACCCCCGCCAAACCCAGCCACUUGCUUCGUACAAUUCAAUCGGCGGGGAUUCUUUUGGCCCGCCGUUCCCGCGUUUAGAACAGCCCGCAGAACGCCAGUUGAAAGAACCAGAGGGGUAGUCUCCUCUUUUCUCCUAGUUCUACAAUCUGAGCCACAACUUGGACUCUUUGAGAGCUUUUCGCCAGUCGCAACUCGCAACAAAAGAAGAACACUUAACAUGGCAAGCCCAGCCCAGUGCUACUUCUGCUUCGAAAGCCUCGCGGCUGCCUAUGAAGACCAAGAUCCCGUGAGCCUCGAGGUGAUAGAGGAGCUGUGGGAGCGACACGAGCAGUUCAAGAAACUCGCCGCUCUCCAGGAGAAUGACGAGUCGGGUUCCCUGAGGGAGGAGGGCGAUGACGAUCUCAACCAACAAAUUGUAGAUGAAGAGACCGGCGAUAACGACGCAGGCUCUCGGUCGAGGAAGGACCCCCCGCAGAAGAUCCAGCUGCCCAGCGUGACUCGGCUUCAGAGCGACUCGAGCUCGGCGACGACGCCGUCCAGCGCAUCCAAUAACUCGUCGCGUUCCGUCCUGUCUAGCUCUACAAAUGUAACCACACCGGGUUCGCAGUCUACGCAGGCUGCCCCGAAAGAACGGCGCUACCCGCUGUUCGUGACUUGGAAUACGUUGUCGAAAAGUGGUCGGAAGUCUCUCCGUGGAUGUAUCGGUACAUUCGAGGCGCAGGACCUUGCCGCGGGUCUGAAGUCCUACGCCCUUACUUCCGCUUUCGAUGACACUCGGUUCUCCCCAAUCCCUGCAUCUCUUCUCCCUGCCCUGUCCUGUUCCUUAACCCUCCUAGGCUCCUUCGAACCGUGCACCAACGCCCUAGACUGGAUCCUAGGCGUCCACGGGAUCCGCAUCUCCUUCAUCCACCGCGGCCGGCGCUACGGCGCCACCUACCUCCCCGACGUCCCCGUGGAGCAAGGCUGGACGAAAGAGCAAACCGUCAAGAGCCUCAUGGACAAAGCCGGAUGGACCGGCUCCACCGAAAGCACCGCCCGGAGGCUCCUCCGCGGCAGUAACAGCUCCGGCAGCAACUCGAGUGCCGGCAAGCCCUGGGAGCAGGUGUCCGACUUCCGAGCGGUCAAGUAUCAGGGUCUCAAGACCGCUGCCACCUACGCCGAGUGGCAGGAGUGGCGCGAAUGGGUUCUGUCUCUGGGAGAUGGGAGCGAGAAGCUCUUGAGUUCGUCCGUAUAAAGCCGUAUGCAUGCACUCGCUGGUCGUCUUUUUAUCUGCAUGCGACCAGGGAAAGUGCCGAUGUGUUCGCGAGUUCUUCGUAUUGUAUAGAUGGUGAUUUCGUUUGGCCGGUGCCUUCGGGGCCUCCAACGCUUUCGAUUUUGGAUGGUUCGGCUUCUCGCCAUAAUGAUGUGACAUGACAAGACUGGCGUAUUGAUUAUUUUUGAUGGUUAUUUUCGGAGCACAAUUAUCUGGUCUAUCUUAUUUCCAUUUUAUUAUCUGCAUAAAUUAUAGGUCUCCACUGGUAGAAUAUAUUUUC
Aspergillus steynii IBT 23096 is the source of this 1603-nucleotide messenger RNA. Its product is annotated as AMMECR1 domain-containing protein. The record is from RefSeq and is a predicted model, not a curated record. Lineage: Eukaryota; Fungi; Ascomycota; Eurotiomycetes; Eurotiales; Aspergillaceae. The transcript is spliced from 2 exons. The coding region runs from base 289 to 1305 and encodes 338 amino acids.